This is a messenger RNA of Penicillium samsonianum, 738 nucleotides long. RefSeq names its product AA9 family lytic polysaccharide monooxygenase. NCBI's taxonomy places the organism in Eukaryota, Fungi, Ascomycota, Eurotiomycetes, Eurotiales, Aspergillaceae. Bases 1 to 738 code for a protein of 245 amino acids. The transcript is spliced from 2 exons. The record is from RefSeq and is a predicted model, not a curated record.
AUGACACUUUCAAAGCUUUCUACGCUCCUAGCCUCCGCCACUCUCGUUGCAGGCCAUGGCUACGUCUCCAGCAUCGUAGCUGAUGGCAAAAACUACACUGGCUACAUAGUUGACAAAUACGCCUACAUGGCAGAACCCCCGGACAGCGUCGGUUGGGCAACAACGGCAACCGACCUCGGUUUCGAAGACGGCACCGAAUACCAAGAUCCGAACAUAAUCUGCCACCGAGACGGAGUCAACGCAGCCUUGAGUGCCACUGUCACCGCUGGCUCCAGCAUUGACAUCCAAUGGACGACCUGGCCAGACUCGCACCAUGGUCCUCUGGUCACAUACCUCGCCUGGUGUAACGGUGACUGCAGCACAGUCGACAAGACCACGCUGGAAUUCUUCAAGAUUGAAGAAGACGGUCUUAUCGAUGGCACAACUCCUCCAGGCACAUGGGCUACUGAUGAUCUUAUUGCUGCUGGGGGCCAGUGGACUGUGAAGAUUCCCUCUACUAUUGCUCCGGGUAACUAUGUCAUGCGCCAUGAGAUCAUCGCUCUGCACUCUGCUGGCCAGUCAAAUGGCGCUCAAAACUAUCCCCAGUGCUUCAAUUUGGAGGUUACUGGUGGCGGAAGUGAUGUGCCUGAUGGCACGCUUGGUGAGGAGCUGUAUACUAAUACUGAUCCCGGGAUCUUGUUCGAUAUUUAUUCUACGCUGACUUCGUAUCCUAUCCCGGGACCGGCUUUGUAUGUCUGA